This is a messenger RNA of Cajanus cajan (pigeon pea), 5345 nucleotides long. RefSeq lists its product as uncharacterized. Lineage: Eukaryota; Viridiplantae; Streptophyta; Magnoliopsida; Fabales; Fabaceae. The record is from RefSeq and is a predicted model, not a curated record.
GCAUACAUAUACUUUGGUACUAAUUAAUGGGGUCACCAAAGGAGCAUAUUGAAGAAAUACGAAGGAACAAAUUUUCAAUUGGCAAGGAACCCAACCCUCUAAUAGAAGAUUUGCACCAAGCUGUUAAGAAUCUCUCCGUUGAACUUUAUACCAAAGAUGUCCAUUUUCUAAUGGAACUCAUUCAGAAUGCAGAAGACAAUGUGUACUCUAAAGGAGUGAAACCUUCGCUUGAAUUCAUAAUAACUUCAAAGGACAUAACAUCUACUGGUGCUGCAGCUACAUUGCUGAUUUUCAACAAUGAAAAGGGUUUCUCUGCCAAAAACAUUGAAUCUAUAUGCAGCGUUGGACGGUCCACAAAGAAAGGCAAAAGGAGCAGUGGUUACAUUGGCGAGAAAGGAAUCGGUUUCAAGAGUGUAUUUCUGGUGACUACUGAGCCUUAUAUUUUCAGUAAUGGAUAUCAGAUACGGUUCAAUGAGAAGCCUUGUCCACAUUGCGGACUCGGGUAUGUAGUUCCUGAAUGGGUUGAGGAGAAGGCAACCCUUGAAGACAUAAAGAAUAUAUAUGGUGCCCGUGAUGGUUCCAUUCCAACUACAACAAUUGUCUUACCUCUCAAGUCUGAUAAGGUUAAACCUGUGAAACAGCAGCUCUCAGACAUUCACCCAGAACUUUUGUUGUUCCUUUCAAAGAUCAGACACCUUUCUGUCAGAGAAAACAAUGAGAAUCCAAAGCUGAAUAGUGCAAAUGCUAUUUCUAUUUCAACUGAGAUUAACUUUGUCACAAGGAAAAACAUGAAUGCUGAGUCGUACACGCUGCAUCUCUCUGCUGAGGAAAAUGGUGGUUCUGAGAAGGAAUGCAGCUACUAUAUGUGGAAGCAAAAGUUCCCUGUGAUGUUGGAAAAUGUGGUUGAAAGGAGAAUGGGUGUGGAGGAGUGUGUUGUUACAUUAGCCUUUCCAAAUCAGGAGAGGCUUCAUAGGGGAAAAACCUCACCUGGGGUCUAUGCUUAUCUUCCAACUGAGAUGGUCACUAAUUUCCCUUUCAUAAUUCAAGCAGAUUUUGUCCUUGCCUCUUCAAGGGAGACAAUUCUCUUGGAUGAUAAGUGGAACCAUGGAAUACUUGAGUGUGUUCCCUCAGCUUUUGUAGAUGCUUUCAAAACAUUGAUCAUUGGAUCCAAUCAGGCACCUGUGUCCACUUUGGCAGAGAUGUUCAAAUUCAUUCCCAUUGAAACUUCUCCUUAUCAAAAGUUAAAUAAUGUGAGGGAGAAAAUCAAAGAGAAACUCGUUGAAGAAAACAUAAUUCCUAUAGAGACAUACAAGGUGCAGAAGUACUUCUAUAAGCCUCGUGAAGUUGGUAGGCUAGAUUCUGAAUUCUGGGACAUUUUGGAUAAGGCUCGGGCAGAAGGAGUAUACUUGCAUAACCUGUCAUCUCAUGGAUGGAAAAUUUUGAGUUCUUCACUUGACAUGAGCAAGUAUGAUGGGAUCCUUAACUUUUUAGGUGUACAACAGGUCAAAUUAGAUUGGUAUGCAAAGUGCAUUCAGAGUUCCAAUCUUGUGGGUGGAGUCUCUGAAGAGGCCUAUAUGAAGCUUUUACUAUUUGUUGCUAAAAAUUGGGGAUCGAUGUUCCGCGGCUCCAACAUGGAGAACGUUCCAUUGUUAAAGUAUGUGAGUUCUGAUGGGAGUUUGUCCCAUUGCAGUGUUUAUGAUUGCACUAAAGGUGUCAAGCGAUUGGUUCGAGCUGAUCCUAACCAGUCCUGUUCUUGCUCUUGGCUGAUUAGUUGGAACAAGGAAUUUGCAUGUGCAGCCAACAAAUUUUUUAUGCCAGAAAUAACCCAGAAAGAGAUGUUGAAAUUUCCCCAUCUGCUUACUUUGUUGGGGUGGCUACAAAAUCACGUUAAUGUUACAACCCUGAAUGUACACUCUUUUGCACUUGCCCUUUCUGGCUCUAUAGAAAAUAACUCCAAGCUUGUCAUUACAUAUGCUCAUUUCUUAUAUCACUCAUUCUCUAAGAGGUACAUAUCAGGCCGGGAUUUUGAUACAUUGUGUAGGUGUAUGCCACUUGUGGACAGCUAUGGCUGUGUUAAUAAGUCGAGAAAAGGGGUUCUUGUGCCUGCCAGUGCAAGCAAAUGGGCAAACUUGAUCGUUUCUAAUCCGUGGAGGAAAGAAAAUUAUAUUGAGCUGGGAAAGGAGUAUUUGCAUCCGUCUUGUUAUGCAGGCCAAACUACUAAGUCUAAGAAGCUCAUCAAAUUCCUGAGUGAUCAUCUUGGUGCUUCUGAUAUACCAGAUAUACGUCCUCCAAAUGCUGGUUUUCCUGCUGUAGAUACACCACUCACCAAAGACAAUGCUUUUUUGCUUUUGGGUUGGAUUCAGAAACUGAAGUAUACGGGAGUGAGUAUACCAGAUAAAUUCUUGAAAUGUAUAAAGGAGGGAAGUUGGCUUAAGGUUACAGUUAAUGGGUGGAUGCCGCCUUGUAAGUCUUUCUUAAUUGGCUCAUCGUUGGGAAAGAUUUUGCAAAGUGGUUCCGUUCUUGUUGACAUUCCACUCGUUGAUGAGAACUACUAUGGGACUAGAAUACAUGAGUAUGAGAAGGAGUUGAAAACUAUUGGAGUGAUGUUCAGUUAUGAGGAAGCAUGUGAAUUCAUUGCAAGACAAUUAAUGCAACGAGCUGCAUCUUUCAAUUUAAGCAGAAGUCAUGUUAUUUUGAUGCUUAAAUUCAUUCAACAUCAGAGGCAAAGUUGUCUUCCUGUAGACAACUUUGUCAACAGCAUCAGAAAUGGAAGUUGGUUGAAGACAUCUCAUGGUCUCAGGUCUCCUGUAGGAUCUGUAUUGUAUGAUUCGGAAUGGGAAGUUGCAUCUCGAAUUAGUGCUAUCCCUUUUAUUGAUCGGGAUUAUUUUGGUGAGGAAAUAAAUAAUUUCAAAGAGGAGCUCAAGUUGUUGGGUGUGAUAGUUGGCUUCAGUAAAAACUAUAAUGUUGUUAUUGACCAUUUAAAAUCUCCCUCUAAUUUUGCCAAUUUGAAAGCUGAUGUUGUUAUGUUGUUAUUGGAAUGCAUUAAGUUUUCUUCUGGAUCUGAUAAACUCCUGAAUUCACUCAAAGGUUCUUGCUGCUUAAAAACAAACUUGGGUUUCAAAACACCAGGUGAAUGUUUCUUGUCUGAUCCUGUAUGGGGCUGCAUUUUGGAGCUAUUCAAUUGUCUUGCUGCGAUAGACCAUAAAUUCUAUGGAGAGAAGAUUUUCACUUACAAAGGUGAAUUGAAGCAAAUAGGGGCGGUAGUUGACUUUGAGGAAGCUAUCAAAAAAUUUGGUCAACUCUUCAAACAGAAAGCAUCACAAACUUCCUUUAACCAACAUGUUAAAUCAUUUCUUUCAUGCUGCAGACUGCUGAAGGGAAGUGGAUAUAGAUUUCCUGCUGAUUUCUUAGUGACGGUUCAUAAAGAGAAAUGGUUACAUACCAGGGUUGGUGAUUAUCGUAGUCCAAGAGAUUGCAUUCUUGAUGGUGUGGAAUGGAAAUCCAUCUCUUCCAUAACUUGUCUUCCUUUCAUUGAUGACAGUGACAACUGUUAUGGUAAAGGAAUUUAUGAGUACAAGGAGGAGCUGAAGAGCAUUGGUGCUGUUACUAAAUUCAAAGAUGGGGUGAAGUUUGUUCCUAAAUGUUUGAAUUUUCCUUCAGAUCCCUCCAUCAUUAUUCCUGAAAGUGUGUUUUCUUUUCUGGAAUGUAUUCGUCUUCUAUUAAAAGGGGGUGAUGUUUCCAUUGAAGGUGACUUCAGAAAAAUAAUGUCUGGAAAUUGGUUGAAGACACAUGCUGGUUAUAGGCCUCCAGAGAAGUGUUUGUUGUUUGAUUCCAAGUGGAAUUCAUUCCUGAAGCCAACAGAAGGGCCUUUCAUUGAUGAGAAUUUUUAUGGUCCCAAAAUUGCAUCUUACAAGAGAGAACUGGAUGCAAUAGGAGUCAUUGUUGACAUUGAGAAAGGUUGCUGCUUGGUUGCUAGUCACCUCGACUCUCUCUCUGAAUAUAAUACUAUUGUGCAGAUAUAUAGGUACCUGAGUGAACACAACUGGAAACCCACGGAUAAAGCUGCCAGAAAGAUUUGGAUUCCAAAAAUUGCAAAGUGGGUGUAUCCUGAAGAUUGUGUCAUACAUGACCAGGAUAAUCUUUUUGGUUCAGAAUUUUAUGUUCUGGGAGAUAUCUAUGAUAAGAAGAUUCUUCCAUUUUUCUCCUUUGCCAUGGAAGUCAGGAACAAGCCCUCACUUGAUAAUUAUGUCGACCUUUGGAAUGAUUGGGAGAGUUCUGUGGAACAGUUGUCAUAUGACAAGUGCUCUAAGUUCUGGAUGUUUAUGUUGAAACAUUUGAGCACUAAUUCUGAGAAGAAACUUUGUGAUAACUUGGUGAAACUACCUGCAACAUCACGUAACAAUGAGAUAUUUUUGUUAGAUAAGAAUGAUGUUUUUAUUCCUGACAGCCUUCAUUUGAAGAAGCUUUUUGAGCUAGAGAAGGUAUUUGUUUGGUAUCCUCUGAACCUUGCGCCAUCAUCCAAGUGUAAUUUGUUUGACUUAUACAGAAAAAUUGGUGCUCGAAAUAUUUCUGAAGCUAUAUGCACGGAGGAGCCAUCUUUGCUCAGUGGUAUCUCACUCAAGAAGGUUGAUUUUGGAAAUAUAUGUGAUGUGAAGGUGUUGGUUAAGCUCAUUCUUGGAUUUCUUGCUUGUUCUAGCUUGAAAAUGGAACCAAACAAGAGGAUUGAAGCUGUUAAAGGUCUACUGAACUUGAGUUUCUUUGAGACAACAGAUGCAGUCAGUGUGAGUUAUAGUUUGUCCCUAUCAUCAGGAGACAUCAUUACCAAGAAGGCCAACAAAAUGGUAAGGUGGGAAAAGCAAUGUUCCAAGUUUUUCACCCAAAUGAACUGGGAAAGUGGUCAUUCAAGUUUAAUAAAAUAUGCUACAUAUUUCUCAGAAGCCAUAUCAGAGGGUAUUUUGUGUGAGAAUCAUGAUCAUGUUCCUGCACUCUCUCAGCUCAUCACGUUGGCCUUUGUGCUGAAAUUCAACAAUGAGGCAAUUGAUUUCCUCAUGGAGUCCAAGAAUUAUCAGAUUUUCUGUGAGGAUGACGAGUUCCUUAGUUCUGCAUUUCCAUUUUACUAACUCACCUUCAUAAUCUAUGCCUAUAUACAGUGCCUUGUUUUAAGUUUUAUUUCUUAGUUUUGUUUCCUCUUUAUCAGUGAAUUUAUCUAUGAGAUGACAGAAACGUAGUAUUUGUGGGAGACUUCAAAGAGUUACUUGUUGCUGCAUUUCAAGGUCAAUGCCUAGUUAUCGUUGUGUUUUGUUACCAUAACAAUAUAUGAAUGUUUUAUCAUUUCUGUUUGGAUU